Geosmithia morbida is the source of this 2862-nucleotide messenger RNA. Its product is annotated as Fungal trans. Gene Ontology annotation, molecular function: zinc ion binding; DNA-binding transcription factor activity, RNA polymerase II-specific; DNA binding. Bases 1 to 2862 code for a protein of 953 amino acids. The record is from RefSeq and is a predicted model, not a curated record. Lineage: Eukaryota; Fungi; Ascomycota; Sordariomycetes; Hypocreales; Bionectriaceae. Gene Ontology annotation, biological process: regulation of DNA-templated transcription; DNA-templated transcription. The transcript has 2 exons.
AUGAGUGGCUCAUCCGGCUCAUUCGGCGGCGGUCACGGCCAGGAUACUUUCAACCCGCAAUCCGCACCCCCGCUCCCGAGCUCGGCACCAGCACCAUGGCAACAGCCGUCCGAGGUGCCCAAGAAGAAACCGUCUCGUCGGAAGACGGGUGCAUCGAGCCCCAAGCGGAGGUGCGUCAGUACCGCCUGCAUCGCCUGCCGCAAGCGCAAGUCCAAAUGCGAUGGCGCUAUUCCCAGCUGCGCUGCCUGCGCCAGCGUCUACGGCACCGAGUGUAUCUACGACCCCAACUCGGAUCACCGCCGCAAGGGCGUCUACAAGGACAAGAUGGAUAGCAUGAAGGCCCCGAACUCGACACUGCAAAUCCUUGUCGAGGCCAUUCUGAACGGCUCUGAAGAUGAGGCCUUUACCAUUGUCAAGAAGAUGCGCUCGUGCGACAGCCUCGACAUGGUGGCUGAGCAAAUCAUGAGCAAUAGUCUGAUUGGGGAUGAUCUAGUCUCGGAUCAGUCUGGAGACAGCGACAUGGGCCAGUACGUCGGCGUUCAGGGUGAGAGGGAGCUGGCUCGCAAGAUGGGUGAGCUGCGACUCGAGAACGGCUCGGUCCGCUUCUUUGGUGGCACAUCCCAUCUCAUCUACACGGAUGCUCCCACUGACAGCCUCAACGAUGAGCCGGAUGCCGAGGAGCUGAUGUCGGGGAAAGACCCGAUAACGACCUGGACCCGCGUCACCGAUGACCCCAAACUCAUCACCCAUCUCGUGGACAAAUACUUCAACUACCACUACCCGUACUUUACUACCCUGUCCCGCAGCAUGUUCGAACGAGACUAUCGGAGGGGAAAGGCGAGUCUGGCUCGCGGAGGGACCGUCUACUGCUCGUCAUUACUGGUCAACGCCAUGCUCGCCUUAGGUUGUCACUUUACGGAUAUCCCUGAGGCCUAUGCAGUCCCGGGAGACAGCCGCACCAAGGGCGACCACUUCUUCAACGAGGCCAAACGCCUCAUCGUCGAGAACAGCGAGUACGAGAAGCCCCGACUGGUGACGGUCCAGGCUCUGGCCCUCAUGUCUGUCCGCGAGGCGGGCUGUGCGCGAGAGGCCAGGGGCUGGGUGUACAGUGGUAUGAGCUUUCGCAUGGCGCAAGAUAUAGGCCUCAACCUCGAGGCCGAGAGUCUGGAGAAGGACCGGAUGGCGGAGCACGAGAUUGAUGCUCGGAGAAUAACGUUCUGGGGGUGCUUCCUCUUUGACAAGUGCUGGUCCAACUAUCUCGGCCGGCUGCCUCUGAUACCGCAGAAUUCGUUCAACGUGGCCAAGUGCGAAGUCUUCCCAGACGAAGACUCGGAGAUGUGGCGCCCCUUUCCGGACGGAGGAUUCGAGGAUUCCCUGGCACAGCCGGCCAGGACGCGCGCCGUGGCGCUGCAGCUGUCCAAGCUCUGCGAGAUCAGCGGCGACCUGCUCAUCUUCUUCUACCACCCCAACCACCUCGGGCGGUCAAGCGGGAAAGCUGUUGAGCUCAGGAAGCUGAGCGAGCUCCACCGGCGUCUCGAGGAUUGGCGCAAGGAGCUGCCUCGGGAACUCGAGCCCAAGGAGGGGCAGCUACCGAAUGUCAUCUUGAUGCAUAUGUUCUUCCAUCUGCAGUAUAUACAUCUUUUCAGGCCAUUCCUCAAGUACGCUCCGUCAGCGUCGCCGCUCCCUUCGCACGUCUCACCCCGGCGCAUAUGCACUGCCAACGCCGGCGCCAUAUCCAAGCUCAUGCGGCUGUACAAGAAGUUUUACAACCUCCGGCAGAUAUGCAACAUUGCAGUGUACAUGGUCCACAGUGCCUGCACCAUCCACCUUCUCAACCUGCCGGAGAAGACGGCACGCAGAGACAUAACACACGGUCUCAAACACCUCGAGGAGAUUGCCGAGGACUGGCUCUGUGCUCGGCGGACGCUUGUCAUCCUGAGCGUUCUAGCCCGCAAGUGGGAUUGCCAGCUACCCGAGGAGGCCACCUUUGUACUCCGGCGGGCGGAUGAGAAAUACGGCUACUACAGCCCCUCGGAGGUGCCUUCUCCGAGGUCCCAUGUGGCAUCCUCUCCCGCAUCCUCUGACAGGGAACCACCAGCUGCGCAUCGAGGCGCCGCCGCCCCGAUUCAAAGCCCUCAAGUGUACAGCAGCAGUAACAUGGAUCACCAGCGACCAGCCCCGCAGUUCUUCGGGGUGGCGUUUUCGGAUAGCCCCGUGGGUGGUAUGCCCUCUAUUGGUCCCACAGUGCACCACGCCAUGGGUCGCCGGGAUUUUGCGGCUGUGCCGCAUCCAGCCAUGCCUCCGAGCAGCACAGGCGUAGAGUUCGGGAGGCCUGAAGCUCUCGACUACUGGAACGAUCCGCCGUUAAGGGUUCAGACGGCUCGGCAGCAACCAUACCGGCAGCAGCGGCAGCAGCAACAACAACAAGACUACCGAGGCGUAACCCCUGCGCCCAACGGUUUCAGCAACCCCGCCCAGGAGCCGUCGACGGGCGCUCCCUCGUCGACCUCCUCGCAUAUGGCUCCGCAGACAGCCUCAAUGGCAGGUGUCAACAUUGGCGGCUCAGAGUACUUUCUCAGCGACAGCGCGCGCUGGCAGCAGAGCUUUGAGAUGUGGAGGCAGGGUGGCGGCGGCGGUGGAGGUAACCCGCCUGAAGCCGGAGCUGCGGGUGGCGCCCCUUUGGCCACGUUUGUUCCCGGGCAGGGGAUUGCUGCUGCAGGGGCGGAUGCGGAUGGCGGGAGCAGCAGUCUACGCUCGACGCCGCCACAGCAUCAGCUCUGGGGAGAUGGGGGAGAUGGGACUGGAUUGGACAGCCUGCAUCUCUCGCUGGGUAAUGAGAGUUACCUACCAGGACUGGAUUAG